AUGACUCUGCGUCGUACUGCGCAGUUGGUUCUGGCUGCUGUCAGUGUCACACAGAUCUGCGCCAGCCCACAUGGCCUCGUGCCUCGUCAGAACUCUUCGCCGAUUGAGAGUUGUCCCGGAUACAAGGCGUCAAAUGUUCAACAGACCAGCCAAGGACUGACUGCCGACCUCACUCUUAACGGUCCAGCCUGCAACACUUACGGUCAAGACAUCGAGAAUCUAAAGCUCGAGAUCACUCACCAGACUGGAGAUAGACUUCAUGUUCAAAUCUACGAUGCCGACGAGAACGUCUACCAGGUCCCUGAAUCAGUUCUUCCUCGCCCCAGCGCAGACGGAAAUGUUUCUGCUUCAACUAAACUUGUCUUCGAAGUUGUCAAUGAUCCAUUCUCAUUUGCGGUUUCCCGCCGCAGUGGUGGAGCAACUCUGUUCAACACCACCGGAACAGAGCUUGUCUUCCAGUCUCAGUACUUGAGACUUCGUACUCAACUUCCCGAGAACCCUCACCUUUACGGACUCGGCGAACACUCUGACCCUUUCCAGCUGAACACCACAAACUACACUCGCACUCUCUGGUCUCGUGAUGCUUACUCCAUCCCUGCAGGCAGUAACCUAUACGGAAACCACCCAGUGUACUUCGAUCAUCGCGGAGCUGAUGGCACACAUGGUGUUUUCUUCUUGAACAGCAACGGCAUGGACAUCAAGAUCAACAACACCGCAGAGACUGGCCAAUACCUUGAGUACAACACGAUCGGUGGCAUUGUUGACCUCUACUUCAUGGCUGGACCUUCGCCCACAGAAGUCGCCAAACAGUACGCUCAAGUGGUCGGACUGCCGGCUCAAAUGCCAUACUGGGGCCACGGCUUCCAUCAAUGCAGAUACGGAUACAGAGAUGUCUAUGAAGUCGCUGCUGUGGUUGCAAACUACAGUGCUGCUAGCAUUCCUCUGGAAGUCAUGUGGACUGACAUCGACUACAUGGACUCCAGACACGUCUUCACCACUGAUCCACAACGUUUCCCGCUGAACAAGAUGCGAGAGUUGGUCUCUACUUUACACGAAAGACAGCAAUCCUACAUCGUCAUGGUCGAUCCUGCCGUGGCAUACUACAACUACUCUGCGUUCAAUAAUGGUGUCGAGGCAGGCGCGUUCCUCAAGAGAGCCAACGGCUCAAUCUAUCAAGGUGUUGUAUGGCCUGGUGUCACUGCGUUCCCUGAUUGGUUCCAAUCGAGCACUCAGGGUUACUGGACCAACGAGUUCACCACGUUCUUCAAUGCUGAUACUGGUGUCGACAUCGAUGCUUUGUGGAUUGACAUGAAUGAGGCCAGUAACUUCUGUCCUUGGCCAUGCAGCGACCCAUCUGGAUACGCUGCUUCCAAUGGCUAUCCUCCUACCCCUCCAGAGGUCAGAGCAAAUGCAGGCUAUCCCAUUGCUGGCUUCCCUGCCGACUUCCAGCCUGGCUCAGCUACACGUAAGGUCAAGCGUCAGUCAAACAGCACCGGCACCCACCUGGGUCUGCCAGGCAGAAACCUGAUAGACCCACCAUAUACCAUCAACAACGAUGCCGGAAGCUUGUCAAACAAGACCAUUGAUACCGAUCUCUAUCAUGCAAACGGUUUGGCCAUGUAUGACACUCACAACCUCUACGGCACCAUGAUGUCUUCCGCCAGCCGAGAAGCCAUGCUUGCACGUAGACCUACAAGAAGACCAAUGGUCAUCACCCGCAGUACCUUUGCCGGAGCAGGAAGCCACGUCGGUCACUGGCUGGGAGACAACGUUUCUGGGUGGCGAUGGUACAGAGUAUCGAUUGCGCAGAUGCUCGAGUUUGCAGCCAUCUUCCAGCUUCCUAUGGUAGGCAGCGACGUCUGCGGUUAUGCCGGUAACACUUGGCCCGAACUGUGUGCUCGAUGGGCCACUCUUGGUGCCUUUUACCCCUUUUACCGUAAUCAUGCUGAGUCCGGUACCCUGAACCAAGAGUUCUAUCGUUGGAAUCUUACCACAGUUGCCGCUCAGAAGGCGAUCGACACACGUUACAGACUGCUCGAUUACCUCUACACAAACUUCCAUGAACAGACUGUGAGCGGCAAGCCAGUGGUUCAGCCUCUGUUCUUCGUCUAUCCUGAGGACUCCAACACGUUCCCUAUCGAGAGCCAAUUCUUCUGGGGUGACAGUAUCCUGGUCAGUCCUGUCGUAGAAGACAACAGCACAAGCGUCACUUUCUACCUCCCCGAUGACAUCUUCUACGACUACUUCACCUACGAGCCCGUGCGUGGCACUGGCGACUGGGUUACUCGCGACAACGUCGACUUCACCGAUAUCACAGCCCACAUCCGCGGCGGCAGCAUUCUGCCUCUACGUGAAAACUCAGCCAACACAACCACCGAACUGCGCAAGCAAGACUUUGUCCUCAUCAUCGCACCCGAUCUCGAGGGCAAGGCAGAAGGUACUCUGUACUUGGACGAGGGCGAUGCCAUCGAGCAGCCUCAAACCAGUCUCAUCACCUUCAGCUAUGUCAACGGCACUUUCACAAUGGGCGGCAGCUUUGGCUACCCUACUGACGCCAAUAUUGUGAGUCUCACUGUAUUGGGCCAAGGUAGCAGUGCCACGACCAGCAAGAGAGAUUCUAGCAUCGUGAGGAAUAUGGAGAAGAAGACGAUCAGCAAGAAGCUCGGUGUGCCACUGACCAAGUCGUUUGUGACUACUCUGGCCUGA
Aureobasidium namibiae CBS 147.97 is the source of this 2706-nucleotide messenger RNA. Its product is annotated as alpha-glucosidase. The coding region runs from base 1 to 2706 and encodes 901 amino acids. The record is from RefSeq and is a predicted model, not a curated record. The transcript has 8 exons. Gene Ontology annotation, molecular function: hydrolase activity, hydrolyzing O-glycosyl compounds; carbohydrate binding. Gene Ontology annotation, biological process: carbohydrate metabolic process. Lineage: Eukaryota; Fungi; Ascomycota; Dothideomycetes; Dothideales; Saccotheciaceae.